This is a messenger RNA of Penicillium daleae, 2409 nucleotides long. RefSeq names its product response regulator. Gene Ontology annotation, molecular function: phosphorelay response regulator activity; protein kinase activator activity. Gene Ontology annotation, biological process: osmosensory signaling via phosphorelay pathway. Bases 1 to 2409 code for a protein of 802 amino acids. Lineage: Eukaryota; Fungi; Ascomycota; Eurotiomycetes; Eurotiales; Aspergillaceae. The record is from RefSeq and is a predicted model, not a curated record. Gene Ontology annotation, cellular component: Mcs4 RR-MAPKKK complex. The transcript has 3 exons.
AUGCCAGAGAGACGUUUGUCGCGUCUGUUCAAGGCCAAGCUGCUGCGACGAUCAUCGACACCCGCCGUUCCAAAACCGGGCAAGGCGGACCCGCGUGCCCACCCAAACUCAACCUCUCGUACCUCUUGCGCUCCGCAACUCUUCGACUCUGCCAGCGACAAGUCCCCCUACAGCCUGGUUUCUUCGGCUGCUGAUCACUCCUCCGACGACAUCGGCCCUAGCCCUGGCUCUGACCACUACUGCCAGGAGGGACACAGGCACAAGCACAAGCACAAGCACAGACCCCAGACUGAUCCCCAGCCAUCCACUCGUUCAUCGCAACCAAAGGAUCACGUCCAGCAUCGCCACGCUUCAGAAGAGACGUCUUCUACCCCGCCACCACCUGGGCCCAGCUUCUCUCCUUUGCAUACACCCUUCUCCGAAGAUUCUCCUUCCCCCUUCGAAACCCCCUUGCCGACUCCGCAGCAAUCCGACGAUACCUCCUACUCCGCGCCGGCCAAGACCCGUGGACCAACUCCGGCGGAGUAUCAAUUGGCGCCUGCGCUAGAUACUGUCAUCGAAAAGACUGCAGACGAACGCCGGCCUUCGACAACCGCGUUCCCUCUUUCGUCGAGCAAGCGCCCUAGCAUCGCCAUCCGCCGACAGUCUCUUCUUCCCGCCUCACAACAGCAUUUGAUCAAAGGAUUGUUGGAACAAAGUCUUUUCUCAUCCCCGGGCGACCAGGGCAGCAGUCGCGUCCCCGUAGCUGCUGCCGAGAUGGUCCAUCGUCGAAUUUGGGUCAAGCGGCCCGGUGGCUCGGCCACUCUGGUGCCGUGCCUGGAAGAUGCCGUGGUGGAUGAAUUGCGGGACCAGGUGAUCAUGAAGUACGCCAAUUCGCUGGGACGAACAUUUGAUUCUCCAGACAUUGUUAUCCGAAUUCCGGCUCGAGAAGGCUCAAAUCGGCAACAUACACCAGAGCGACUGCUGAGCCCGGAGGAAGUUCUAUCAUCCGUUCUAGACUCAUACUAUCCAGGAGGACAAACGGUGGAGGAGGCCUUGUUGAUUGAAGCGCCCACGCGCCGAACUCCCAAACCGUCACCACGUCUUCCAGUCUACCUCCACCAUCACUCGGAACCUGGGGAGCAUGGCGACUACUUCCCGCUCAUGCCCGUCAAUCCGAAUGGCCAUACACCCCCGGCUCAUCCAGCCAGUUCAGGUGCUGCGAAUGCUCCUUCCAUCUCAAUCCUUACAACUGGUGUCCCCCCAGCGCUGCCCUCGCCUGGAAGCCGCGCAGCAAGGCAUCAUCGUCGGCCACCUCUCACGCGGCACACGACGAAUUCACCGACAAUGCUCGGCCAAACUCCCUCGUUGUCAGAACCCGGGAUUUCUCCCCAUUCCCAACCGCCUCCGACCGUACCAACACAGCCAACACCACCUGCCCCGGUCGCCGAGUCUCCCCAAGCCAAAUCGCACACUCCCCCCGCGCCUGUAGCUUCUCCACGCACUCUUCGAAAGUCCAAGGGUGCUGCAUCACCUGGCGCAGUUUUCGGCGGUCUAAUCGAGGGCACCGUACCUCCGAUCAACGUUCUCAUUGUCGAAGAUAAUAUUAUCAACCAAAAGCUUUUGGAGGCGUUUAUGAAGCGAUUGAGCGUACGAUGGAAGUGUGCGGCCAAUGGCGAGGAAGCAGUGCGGAAGUGGAGACAAGGCGGGUUCCAUUUGGUUCUGAUGGAUAUCCAAUUGCCAGUGAUGAACGGUCUAGAUGCGACUAAGGAAAUCCGCCGCCUUGAGCGACUCAACGGAAUUGGCGUUUUCCCAAAGACAGCGUCGGGCCGUUCCAGUGCUUCGAGUGCCACGUCGCCGGAGAAACGACCGGGCCUGCAACGGUCCGUGAGCGAGGACGACACACUCUCAGAUUUGUCGUUGUUCCGAAGCCCAGUGAUUAUCGUUGCCUUGACAGCGAGCAGCUUGCAAAGUGAUCGUCACGAGGCACUGGCUGCGGGAUGUAAUGAUUUCCUGACCAAGCCUGUAGGAUUCCCGUGGUUGUCUCAGAAGGUGACAGAAUGGGGUUGCAUGCAAGCCCUGAUUGACUUUGAUGGCUGGCGCAAAUGGCGUGGAUUCCAGGACUCUCCUCGAUCUGCAUCUCCCAACUUUGACAGUGGGACCAGUCCGAUGCAGACAGGCCAUCAUAACGAGACUACGUCAAAACCGGCCCCUGGAUCACCAUCACUGUUUCGGACUGCUGCGAAGCCCAAGGCUCGCCCGAGGCGGCCUCAUUUGCCUGAUGCUGAUGAAAUUAUGCGUGAAGAUUCCUGGGGUAGUGGUAGUGGCGACACUGGUGAUUCACCCACGAGCCCUGAGACUACCCCAGGGGUAGAUGCGGAUAUACAGCCACCUGGUGAUUCAGUGGACUUUACAUCAAAUACGCAAUGA